CAACAGAGCAAUCUCAACUCUCCAAUCACCUCUCCACUCUCGCCUAUAAAACAACAAAAUCACCACUCAAUUCGUCUUUUGCGAGUCCCGGGUUUAAUACCGACAUCAAAUUCGAUUCAUCUCUAAAUCUCUCAACUCAAACAACUUAAUCAACAUGUCUCCCAUCGUUGUCCGAUCUGCCGCUCGCGCUGUUCAGCGCCGCCAAUUCUCUCUCCUCAGCUCCAUGCGAACUGUUGGCCGAUCCAUGGAGUCUCAUCCCUUUGAGCGCCUGCCCAUCAGCCAGCAGCCCGCUAAGCCCGACUACGCCAAGAUGUUCAAGCGAGUUGGCAGCCAGGCUCUCUUCUUCUUCCCUGGCUUCGCCGUCAUUCUUGGCUGGCCCCUUGCCGCCGAGGCUGUCUUCGAUGGCCGACUCUAAGCAGCCAAUUGGCACAUGAUCGAUUCUUUGGAUCAAACUUCGAAAGCGAGCGAGACUCGACGGGACCGUUCCUCGAUAGACCAUACACUUUGGCUACAUUGUUGGAUACCGGGACCAUUUGUGACAAUGCACAGUCACGUUUGUACAUAGCAUUGAAAGGCGUUUGAGGUGCAUUGGAAGCUGGAAGAUGCACAUGGCAUCAGAGCUACGACUAUGAUAAAUUUCUAGAAAUAUAAUUCCAUAUGUCAACAACUAUGAGUCUGUUUUCGAUGUG
Fusarium vanettenii 77-13-4 is the source of this 689-nucleotide messenger RNA. RefSeq lists its product as uncharacterized. The transcript has 2 exons. The record is from RefSeq and is a predicted model, not a curated record. NCBI's taxonomy places the organism in Eukaryota, Fungi, Ascomycota, Sordariomycetes, Hypocreales, Nectriaceae. The coding region runs from base 155 to 415 and encodes 86 amino acids.